AGAAGUUGUGAAUGGAGUUAGCAUUCUAUAAAAUAUUGAGAGGGAAUGUGAAGGACCGAUCGUCAAUGGUUAAUGCGACGUAUGUCUCCUAUCUAUUUUGUGAAGCCUCACUAAAGAUUGUGUCCCUGAAAUACUAGGGUGAUGCGGAACAGAAGCUCUGUGCAGCAGCAGUUAUUUGUACCAUCAGCAACUGAUUAGGCAUUAUGACCUUAAAAAGCAUGUGAAAGCCGACUAAGUUUACAGUCUCACGCUAAUACUUGUUAUUUCAUUGCUCUUUUCAUCUUUGUGAGUUUUACUGUUCUUCUUUCCCUUUUUUUGCCUUUUAUUUUACAUAAUACUUUAUUUCUCAUUGCUCAUUCUUCUGUCCUUUCUGCAUCUGCAAUCAAGAUUAACAUGGACUAUUUGAAUGCAUUGGCUACCAACCCAAAAUAUCAUGACGUCCUGACCAUUCUUAAAGGUUUUCGUAAUGGCGUUGUUUACGGCGCAAAAGUCAGGUUCCCUCACGCACUUGUUAUGACCAUUUUGUUCAAAACGGGAUCUGUGCAAAGUAAGGCAAAAGGAAUUCUUAAAGCAACAAAGCAACAUGCGCUAAACCUGGGUAAAUUUGCGACGAUUUACAAAACUUUAAUGCUUGUUCAAAAGAAGCUUAAUGGCGGAAAAGAAGCCAGUAUUCAUCCCUUUCUCGCCGGUAUCGUUGGAGGAUAUUAUGUAUUUGGAGAAAAUAACAGUAUCAAUCAACAGAUCAUCUUAUAUCUCUUUUCGAGAGUGGUCCUAGCUCUAGUGAAGGUGCCGGUAAGGAAACAGAUAAUUGAGGCACCCAAAAACACAUACCCCGUAUUUGCGGCUGUCGUGUGGGGAUUAGUUAUGUGGCUAUUCAGACACGAGACAGAUACAGUUCAACCUUCUCUAAGAGCCUCAAUGCAAUACAUCUAUCGCGAUUCAGACUCAUGGAACUCACUUAAAACGUUAAUAUGGCAUAACAAAUAACGACUGACAGAAGUGGUGCUUUUUACGUUUGAUAAGAUGGACCAUUUAUUUAUUUACUAUUUAGAUACUUUCAAAGACAUCACAAAUGUUGUUCUUGAUACCACUAUAAAGCAAUUUAUACUAUUACUACAUUUACAAAAUUAAACAAAGAUAUGUUCUAUACAAAAAGGAGCUUCGUUUCCCGUCUCGUUC
This is a messenger RNA of Mycotypha africana, 1179 nucleotides long. Its product is annotated as peroxisomal membrane protein 4. The transcript has 4 exons. Lineage: Eukaryota; Fungi; Mucoromycota; Mucoromycetes; Mucorales; Mycotyphaceae. The record is from RefSeq and is a predicted model, not a curated record. The coding region runs from base 394 to 987 and encodes 197 amino acids. Gene Ontology annotation, cellular component: peroxisomal membrane.